AUGUUGGUCGCAGAUACAAUAGCACUCCGGGACGUCCAGCUCAUAGCUCCAUCCGCUGUUAGACUUGGAGACACAGUUCAGCUAGGCUGCAAGUGGACGUUAGAGGGGAACGAAACGCUGUACAGCGUCAAGUGGUACAGAGGCAGGCAGGAGUUCUUCAGCUUCCUGCCCAAAGAAUACCCGUUUACCAGGAUCUUCGCGCAGCCUGGAAUUGACGUGGACGUGUCCCGUUCGACGUCGCAACAAGUCGUGUUGCGGGAUGCGACGCGCGCUUUAGCGGGACGGUACCGAUGUGAAGUGUCAGCGGACGCGCCAUCUUUCCAUACGCAAGUCCGCUCCGCUUUCAUACACGUCGUUGUCGAACAGUUCCUUCAACUGCGUAAGGGAGCUGGUCGGCUGGCCAGCGGUUACUUGAACUGCGGUACAAAAUUUGGUUUAGACGGAUCUGACUAG
Chilo suppressalis (striped riceborer) is the source of this 453-nucleotide messenger RNA. The record is from the annotation of a GenBank genome assembly. Lineage: Eukaryota; Metazoa; Arthropoda; Insecta; Lepidoptera; Crambidae.